Anisakis simplex (herring worm) is the source of this 315-nucleotide messenger RNA. The record is from the annotation of a GenBank genome assembly. NCBI's taxonomy places the organism in Eukaryota, Metazoa, Nematoda, Chromadorea, Rhabditida, Anisakidae.
CCUGAUAUUGGGGCAUAUUGGGUAUUGCUGCUGAUGGACAGCCGUUACUGUUUCUGCAUUAACAUAGCGAUAAAUCUCUUCUCGGACGACAUGAAAAUCUCGCCUGAUGGAAAUCUCAUGUCUACAAGCAAAUAUUUAGUGAAGGAAGCUGCAUCAUCCGAAGAUGAAAACGGCAAUUCGCCAAGCAGUAAAUCAGCAUCACCUAAGCCGUCAAAAUCAUCGAGCUCUAAUCGUAAGAAAUCUGAUAGCGGUGUUAAUAUCGAAUCAAUUCAGCAGCCGGAAAAAAUGGAAACGAUCGCUUCGGCGAGAACUUGA